AUGAUGCGAUCUCUUACCCUAAUUGGAAAGCUUGACCAAGCCUAUAUCGAUGCAUCAGCUACUGUGAAUGACCUUACUACCGCAUGGGCAAAACUACCGACACUCGCAGCCGACCAACGUCCUGCACCGGUCCAGCUACGAAAAGAUAUAUCCGAGAAUCUGAAUCGCGCUGUUAGUUCGCGCGUAUUCUCCCACGCCGAGGCCGUCCGUAUUCACGAGAACGUGAUUAGACACUAUAACCGAGCUAAGACUAUACACGCGAAACUACUGGCAAUGCGCGACAACUAUCCUACCGCCGAGGAACAAAAGAGUCCCUCCCAGGUUAAGUCCCCACAAACAGUUCGCACCCCUAAGAUCACACUUCGGCUUGACAGCAACGGGCAAAAGAUCCAGAGGCCACCUCGAAUCACUGUUCCGGGAGAGGUGCUUGCGCCUUACGAAAUAGACUUCAACUCUUACAGCUCCUUGAGCGAUGAGAGCUCUGAAGAAGAGGAGGAGGAUAUACCCAUGUCACCUCCUAGGCGAGUUGCAACUCCGUCGACACGUAUUAAGGUGGUCAAGCUCCCAAAGUCUCCUAAGCCCCCCAAGCAGAAGCUUCCGAAGCCACCGCGACCACCUCGAACUCCAGCUAAUCGAUCUGAUAAUGCGGUUCCCAUGAUGUCUACAAGUACUGCAUUGGCGCAACUUCAGCCGCCCCCCGAGAACGCUGUUCCCGGCAGCGCCGACGCCCCAUGGCUCCAACUAACUCCGUAUGAACUUGCUAAGUUACGCAAGAGGAUGAAGAAAAAUGCUGUAUGGAAUCCCAGCGAUACCAUGAUAGCUCGAGAGCUGAAAAAUUUGGGUCGUGGCGUCGAAGCAUAUAGGGCUGCCCAAAAACAAGCUGAGGAGGAGGGAAAACCGUUUGAAGCUACCCUUCCUACUCCGGUGGUUGACGCCGAGUCCGGGGCAAAGCACCCCCCCGAAGGUGCUAUUAGUGCCGAGGCUUUGACAGCAGACGAGGUACAGUUAAGCAACCGCGGUAUGAAAUUAAAUGAGGCCAAGAAGCUGAAACGUGAAUCAAUGGCAAGGAUCGCUGCCGAGGAAGCAGAAGAAUCAGCUAGGAAAAUGGUAGAAGCUGCUCGCAUGUUCCUUAGCCACGAAGAUUCCCCGCCUGUAAACGGUAGUGCGCAGGAUAAAGCCCCUGAGACGAGCCAAAAUCAAGGCAAGGCCAAUAAGCCCAAGACUAGGAAGCGAAAGCGUAACUCGAUGUCGGAAACUCCCGUUGCAGAGAAACCCGAGGGAGCUCAGAGCUUACCGGUGAAUCAGCCGCCUAGCCAGACGCCCAGCCAGCCCGAGAGACCCCCACUAAAGCGGACCAAAACUGAGACGCCUGUUCCGUUGCCCCAGUUAACUCCUCGGCCGCCCUCUGUGCCGCCUCCGCUACCCGCGCCUACUGUAUCUACCGCGCCAACAGAGACUCCGGUCCCGGUCCCUGUCCCGCAGCUCGGCAAGAUUCCCCAGGUGGCUGCUACGUCAAAGACGCCGGUACCAGUACCUGUUCCAGUUUCUUCUGAUACAUCUAUUAUGACUACUCGGUCUGCUGCUUCCUCGGCAGCGACGAGUCCAGCUCCGCCAUCUAAUAUUGCUACGACGAUACCCGUCAAGCCACCGGCGGAGACUCCUAUUCCACCUCCUAUCAAGACCUCGACCACGCCUAUUCCCCCUCCGAUUCGGGAAAUGCCCAAACGGGAAACUAGACAGAAUAUUCAACCAGCUCCGGCUCCGGUUUCAGCUAACCAUAGGCAGUCGAGUUCUCAAAAUAAUACGCCUGCAACCACGCCUGCUCCCGAGUCCCAGCCUAUCCCCGUACGUCGGCCUACUUCACGCGGGAAAGCUGCGAGCCAGGAGCCUCCUCCAACCUUUGCGGCCGAACGGCCUCGCCGUACGAGCACCGCUAGAAACACCCCUGCUCCAGAAUUGCGUCAGCCUAGCAAACGUACUAAGCGACCUGCUCCAGGCGUCGUGACUACGAACUCGGGCGGCACUAGCGCUAUAGGAAAGCGCAAGGCAGCGCCACGUAAGAAGGCUCGCGGCGGUAAUCCUAAGAAGGAGAGGGGUGCAAGCCAGCAGGCCGAGCAGGAAGUAGAGGUAGAGGUGGACGACGAUGGCAAUGUCAUCGACCCCGACGAACCCAGAUACUGCCUCUGCAACAGAGUCAGCUUCGGCACUAUGAUACAGUGCGAUAACGUAGAUGUGAGCGCAACAAAGACUACUGCAACCCCAGCACGUGGUGACGAGAAAGCACGCAAAAAGAAACUAACCAACCCCCACCUACAGAAUUGCAAGCAAGAAUGGUUCCACCUUGAGUGCGUGGGACUGUCUGAGAUACCAGCACGCACGACGAAGUGGUACUGCCCUGAGUGUCGUAAACUGCUAAAUAUCGGAGGAAGGGGAGAAGUGACUUCGCGAGGUGUUAAGAUGUAA
Molecule: messenger RNA, 2463 nt
Organism: Daldinia childiae
Lineage: Eukaryota; Fungi; Ascomycota; Sordariomycetes; Xylariales; Hypoxylaceae
Product: Inhibitor of growth protein 4
Exons: 1
Coding region: 1-2463 (820 amino acids)
Biological process (GO): regulation of DNA-templated transcription
Cellular component (GO): Rpd3L-Expanded complex; Rpd3L complex; nucleus
Source: RefSeq, a predicted model, not a curated record